AACAAAAACAAUGAGUUCUUCUGUAGCUUAACGCUAAACGACAGAUUGAGUGAAACGGCUAAUUUGUAGCAUGCAACAAAUUUCCUUUUCUUUCGAGAUGAACACAUUUUUAGUUCUCUUUUCUUGUGCAAAAGGUACAGUUAAAACUACAUCGGCUUACAUUACAUGCAAAAAAAAAGAGGCUGUCUCAAUAAAGUUCCAAAUGGUGCCCGCAACUUUUUUAAAUUCCUUGAAAGUAAAGCAUGUCGGGAGAACUUUCGGGUUUGCAUGUUAAGCGCCAUUAUUAAUCAAAAAGAAAGAGCCAAAAAAGAGAGAGAAGGGAACUAGUGAGGUGGGAGCAGGGACCAAGAGCUCUCCCACACUCCCACUGCCACUGCCUGCUGCCACUCCCCCACCUCUCUCUCCCCCUCUCCCCGUCGCCUUUCGCCGCCGUCCGUCCCCACUUUCUUUUAGCAUCAUCCUAUAAUCCUCGCCCAAAGUCCGCAGAUUCCUGAUUGCUCCGAGUUCUUCUGCUGGUUCUUGGCAAGAGAGGCAAGGCCAAGAAAGGUGGUGAUUUCCUGCCCAUCUCCAAUUCUCCCCCAUUUAAUUUAAUUUGUGGUUUUCUCCGCCGGCGGAAACGAGUUCUUGAGGAGCAACCUCCAUUCCUGCGCCAUUCCCGAAUUUGGCGCUGAAGAAAGGAGCGAAGCGAAGCCGGCUGUUUCGCCGAAAAUCGCAGCUUUCUCGCGCGCGCGGGUAAGGUGGGGUUGUCGAACAGCAGAUUGGUAGAGAGGAACGCGGCAGUCAGUCGGUAUGAUUCAGCUGCUGUUCCUCGUUCUGUUCGCGGAGGGCGCCGUGGCGCUGCUGCUGAUGGUAAAGGUCGGGCCGCUGCGGGAGCUGGCGAUGCGCGGCGUGGACCAGGUGAAGACAGGCAAGGGCCCGGCCACCGUGAAGACGCUGGCAUGCACGCUCUCCGUGAUCCUCAUGUCCAGCGUCGCCAGCAUCCUCAAGAUCCAGAACAGGGGGCUCAAGCUCGGCACCGUCAGCCCCAUGGACCAGGUGCUCUGGAGGACGCACCUCCUCGAGGCAUCCCUCAUUGGGUAUACUCUAUUCCUUGCAUUUGUAAUCGACCGGUUGCACCACUACCUCCGAAAGCUCAUCACACUGAGGAAAACAUCCAGCACAUCCAGGGAGGAGGUCGAGAAACUUCAAAUGGAGAACCGAUCCCUCCGUGAAAAGGAUGAUAAAUCCUCCAACGAAAUCAAGAAGCUUCAGCGGGAGAUUGCUAAGCUGAAUGAGAAUAUGAAGAAGCUGAAAUCCGAGACUGAAGAACACGAGAAGAAGGCAUCAACAGCAGAGGCCCAUGUCAACGCCCUGCAAAAGCAGUCUGAGGAGCUGCUUCUGGAGUAUGACCGGUUGCUGGAAGACAACCAGAUUCUGCAGGCUCAGCUAUUUAACAGAGGCUAGGUUAAGCUGGUAUAUGCAACUUUAGUUGUUCAUUAGCAAGACUCUUACCAGAUGGCGUCAGUGAGCCAAGGGCUUGCCCUGUUUCGAAUGAUUAUGUGCCGCGGUUCUAAUUUUCGGCUCGUCGAUGUGCUUCUUGGCGUCCAUGCUCUUCGUAAAUUAUGGUCUUCUUGAUGCACAGAUGUAGUGUGUAUUUUGGACU
Phragmites australis (common reed) is the source of this 1642-nucleotide messenger RNA. RefSeq lists its product as uncharacterized. The coding region runs from base 790 to 1443 and encodes 217 amino acids. The record is from RefSeq and is a predicted model, not a curated record. Gene Ontology annotation, cellular component: endoplasmic reticulum; endoplasmic reticulum membrane. NCBI's taxonomy places the organism in Eukaryota, Viridiplantae, Streptophyta, Magnoliopsida, Poales, Poaceae. The transcript has 3 exons. Gene Ontology annotation, biological process: intracellular protein transport; endoplasmic reticulum to Golgi vesicle-mediated transport.